AUGUACUCUUAUGAAGCAGGUCGCGUUGCGGACGACACGCAGAUGGGACCCGCACGGCGAUGCAGGAACGUGCCUGCGGACCGGCUUGAUACAUAUGCAACAGCAAUGGCUCACCACAGCCACGGCCACCACGACAGCGACGGCGACGCAGUCGCUUCUUCGACAGCACCAAAUGCCGCACAGCCAGCAGCGGAAAAGGGUUUUCCAGCUUCAUUGACCGCCUCGACGUCGCAAUCAGCUCAAGAAGAUUCGAACAGGGACUCUGCGUCUCCAUCACAUACGCUGCUGUGGUCCAAAUCCAAGGUGUAUGUCCACCCCUCCCCCUAUGCAAAGCACAAUAUACCCGGCUAUCUCGCUCUCAGCAGACCUGGAUCGGCCAAGCCAGGUGCCAAAGUGCUGCUCUCCUUCCUCCCAGAAAGCCUUGUAGAGCAGCGCCAAGAGCUCGAGAAAUUCGUUCGCAUCGAGUACACCACCUCUGCCAAAGCAGCCGACGAUACCCAACUCGAUCCACGAAAGAGCCUAGAAGCUGUCGAGGGUGAUGACGACGACGACGAAGAUUCGAUGCUCAUCGCAGAGCCACCCACCUCCUCUGCCUAUGCGUUCUCGCUGCCUCUGUCCCGCAUAUAUAGCUUCACCAUCAAGACACCCAGCAUCAGCUCGUGGUAUGGUACUGUCACCGUCAGUCAGGUCGGGGGCGUCGCCAUGCCGACGCUCUACUUUCAUGAUGACGAGAGCAAGAGCACUGUCCUCUCCAUGCAUAGAGCUAAGCAGACCGCCUCAGCUGAUGCUGCUGCUGCCGCUGCCUCCACAGCUGCCCAAGCUAACGCCGAUGAUGGUUCCCGGCUCUCCACGCUUCCCAGCUCCUCAUCUUGGUCCGCUUCGUCUUCCCAUCGCACAUCCCUUCGGUGUACCUCGCCAUCUCCCACCUGGGGCGGUGAUGAGCUCGUUCAGCAGCUUCGCAGGUACGCCAACGUCCACCGCAGCGCCCUCGAUCCCAACCUCUUCCUCGUCAACCCAUCUCGUGCCGAUCUCGAGACCCACAAUACGCCGCUGUUUGACGAUGAUGCCAUCGACAUGCCCAACCCGAAUCCGGCCAAUGCUGCUUGGAGUCAGGAUCUCUCCGAGAAUGCAUACUCCAUGAGCCCUCUCCAUCAAUCUCUGCCCGGCAACACCACCCCGAAACGCAACAACGAGCUUGCCAUGGACAAUUUCACCGUCAUGGCCAAGAGCGCACGCAUGUCCGUGCUCUCCUCCUUCGCCAGCUUCACGCAGAAGGCUCGGCACGCUUCGCACGCCGUGCUUUCGCAUCCGCUCGCUAAACCUUACGUUCCACAUCUGCCUGGUCCUGUGCAGUCGUUUGCGCAAGCCGGUCCUGUUCCUCUCGGGCCCAACGAGGGCGAAUGGGAAUGGCGUACCUCGAGCAUCGCCAACAAGAGCGGCACGGGCGAGUACUACGACAGUGCCAGAGUCUACCUAGCGCGUUGGGCGCGUCUCGUGGCAGAGGAGGGCGAGCGCAAUCGGCGCAAGGAACAGCGUUUGGCUGCAGCCAUCGGGGCCGUAUCUGAUGCUUCUGCGACGGGCGUACAUGGCCGUCCUUCCAGCUCUUUAGGCAACCGGACCGAAGGAAGCGAACUGGGCGCGUUUGAGCUGCUGGAAAAGAUAUACGACCUGCCGAGGCCCACCUCUGAACGCGAAGCUCGAUCAGCGGACCUCAGCACCGAAAAUGCGACAUCUCAAGCCGGUCUCGACGAGCAAGAAUGGCGUUCCCUGUUCGAUGGCAGCACCGGCCGUCCCUUGCAUCCGAUUGGCGAAAUUCGUCACCGCGUCUUUGUCAAUGGCUUGACGAAUCAAGCAAGAAAGCUUGCGUGGCCCUUCCUGCUCGAUGCGAUCCCCUUUGAUGCCACUUCGGAAUCGCGCGCAGCCAUCUGGGAGCAGCGAGAGGUCGAGUAUCACACCUACAAGGCACGAUGGCAAACCGACGACCAGCUCCUCGCGUCGGAAGAGUUUCGAGAGCAGCAGCAUCGAGUCCGCGUCGACUGUCUGCGUACCGAUCGAACUCAGCCCCUUUUCGAACGCGAUGCAAGCUUCGCUGCUGAUCCCAACGCCGAUCCGAUGCAAGAUCCCAAUCCGCACACCGCGAGGCUCGGAGAGAUCUUGCUGACUUACGGGCUCUGGGAAGCCGAGCAAUCGCUCGACGCUCCUUCGACCGAUGAUGAUAGCGCUGCAAAGACUGGUCAAGGACUGCUGGCAGGCUACGUGCAAGGAAUGUCUGACCUCUGCUCCCCGCUCUACAUCAUCUGCGACGGAGACGAGGUGCGCACAUUCUGGUGCUUCGUCGGAUUCAUGGAACGAACCAAAUCCAACUUCUACCGAGAUCAAUCCGGCAUGAAGACGCAACUCGUCUUGCUGCAGAAGCUCAUCUCGAUCAUGGAUCCUGCGCUGUAUACGCAUCUGGAGCACACCGAUUCGCUCAACCUGUUCUUCUGCUUCCGAUGGCUGCUCGUUCGCUUCAAGCGCGAAUUUACGUUCGACGAGACGCUCAACAUUUGGGAAGCUUGUUGGGCAGCAGAACCUGCAGAGGAAGAGGGAUGGGGGUUGAGCAGAUGCUUCCAUUUGUUCUGCGCACUGGCACUGCUCGAGUUGCACAGGGACUAUCUGACGAGGUAUCUGGAGCACUUUGACGAAAUCCUGCAGUACUUCAACUCUCUCACCGGCGAUUUUCAUGCAGAGACGGUGAUCGCAAAGGCGGAGGUGCUGGCAAAGAGUUUCCGCGAGAUCGUAGCGCACAACAAGUCGGACCGAGCAGAAUCCGCGGGGGGAGAGAACAGGGAUUUCUUGACCAUCUUGUCGGAUCAAGAGUUGAAGUUUUUGCUGUGA
This is a messenger RNA of Pseudozyma hubeiensis SY62, 2877 nucleotides long. RefSeq lists its product as hypothetical. NCBI's taxonomy places the organism in Eukaryota, Fungi, Basidiomycota, Ustilaginomycetes, Ustilaginales, Ustilaginaceae. The transcript is spliced from 2 exons. Gene Ontology annotation, molecular function: GTPase activator activity. Gene Ontology annotation, biological process: activation of GTPase activity. The record is from RefSeq and is a predicted model, not a curated record. Bases 1 to 2877 code for a protein of 958 amino acids.